Messenger RNA from Hippocampus zosterae (dwarf seahorse), 994 nucleotides. RefSeq names its product nicotinamide riboside kinase 2-like. Lineage: Eukaryota; Metazoa; Chordata; Actinopteri; Syngnathiformes; Syngnathidae. The transcript is spliced from 8 exons. The coding region runs from base 139 to 747 and encodes 202 amino acids. Gene Ontology annotation, cellular component: cytoplasm. The record is from RefSeq and is a predicted model, not a curated record.
CGUGGAGAUUGCCUAUCAAUGAAGUAGUAAAAGAGGGGGAACGGACGGCUGAGGGGCGGAGAAGGCGUUGACGGAGAGCUUUAGUGGAGCCGGCUUCCCCGUCUUUUCAUUACUGAAUUCCAAACAAAGGCGACCAACAUGAAAUUCAUCAUUGGCAUUGGAGGAGUGACCAACGGUGGCAAGACCACCCUGACUAACGGACUGCUCAGGACGUUGCCCAACUGCUGCGUGGUGCACCAGGAUGACUUUUUCAAGAAACCCGAUCAAAUAGAAGUCGGGGAGGACGGCUUUAGACAGUGGGAUGUCAUCUCGGCUCUGGACAUGGAGGCCAUGGUCGGCACAGUGAAAGGCUGGCAGGAGAACCCGGUCAAAUUUGCCCGCUCCCAUGGCGUCAGCCUGUCACCCGAAGCCGCGGAAUGCGACUCGGACCAAAAAGGGAUCCAUAUUCUCAUCGUGGAGGGCUUCCUCAUCUACAACUACAAGCCUCUCAUCGACGUGUACGACAGGUGCUUCUACAUUUCACUUCCUUAUGAGGAGUGCAAGACGAGGAGAAGCACAAGAACAUACACGGUUCCCGACCCACCUGGUCUGUUCGACGGCCAUGUCUGGCCCAUGUAUCUGAAGCACCGUAAACAAAUGGAGAGCCAGUGUGACAGAAUAGAGUACCUCGAUGGAAUGAUGUCAAAAGACGACAUCUACUCUGUCGUGUUUGAAAGCAUCCAGAACACCCUCCUCAACAACUCAUAGCAGGAUGGUGGCUGGGAGGAACUUGUGUAUAGAUAAUGUAAAUAACGACGACCAUUUUGAUGACACGUACGCCUUAUAGAAUGUGUAGUUGUGCCGAGCAGCACACAUGCGUCUUUUAUAACACUCUGUCUGGAAAAGAAAAAGAUAAGCCGUCCUGCUUCGGCAUGGGUCGAAUGAACAUACAUGUGUACAUGUUGCUGUACACGUUUGUCAAACUGAAAACGCAUAAAGACAACAAAGCACUCCA